Molecule: messenger RNA, 1241 nt
Organism: Fusarium graminearum PH-1
Lineage: Eukaryota; Fungi; Ascomycota; Sordariomycetes; Hypocreales; Nectriaceae
Exons: 3
Coding region: 212-901 (229 amino acids)
Source: RefSeq, a predicted model, not a curated record
CACCUAUCUUGCCCUCUGACCUUCCACAAACCUCUGAAGCGUCCCAGCCUCUCGCCGUGUGAUUCAGCUGCUGUACUGUCUCGUCUCGUCUCGUCUCGUCUCGCUACUUAACCUCAGCCUCCCCGAAUAUCUCGAGACUAAUGCUCGAGUUGUCUUGUGCUGCCCCUCUUCCACUCUGCUCCCAACUGUGUUUCCCUUACAAACUGCCAUCAUGACGGGCGCCAUCGCUACCCCUCGGUAUAGCAAUGACGACUUCGAGACAGCUUCAGUUCGUUCAGCUGCUCCUUCUUAUGUCUCGGAAGCUCCCUCAUAUCACUCAACAAACCCGUUUCCUGAAGCCCUGCCUUCAUACUCCCCUCCCGUUCGAAACCAUGCGGUCGUGAGAAGCUCCAUGAUUCCUUCCAGCAGCGGCACAUCCACUCCCACUGCGCGCCAACAGACUAUCGGUCUACCUCCAGUGCCCUCGGCUCCUUUGCGAUCCCAGCCGAAUUUGAACAAUUUCCGUAUUGCGACAUGGUCGUCUGUAUCCAGCAAUCCCGCCGCCCGACACUACCAGAACGUUGCCAACCGAAGAUUGACAGCGCAACGUGAUCCAGUAGACAGCAUUCGUCGCGUCAUGUCUGAUAUCGCCGAGCAGGAGCCAGAAAGAUAUGUGACCAGGCCUUUGGAGGAUCCCUACUUGGUCGGUGAGGUAGCUGCUUCUCGGGCCCGCCGAGAACGAGUUGCACGGGAGUCAGGGGAUGAUAUUUUAAUCCGAGAAGACCGCCAAUGGGACUGGUUCCUGGCUCGGAUGAAGGACUCGGACGAGCGGCAGAGAAGCUGGAAUUCUUUCCGCCGGGAACAGGAUGUUGGGAGCCGUAAGAAGCUCUUCCGUCGCAUGGGAGGACGGCGUUUGUUAUGAUUCUGUUUUAUGGAUUCUUCGAUUUCCUUUGUCGUCUUAUUCUUCCCUCUUCUGUCUGUGCUGGGUCGCUACUGCUGUGUCAGGGCUGGUUCUUGCUGAAGCAUGUUGUCGCAUUGUCUCAUGGCGUUAUGAUCUAGAUUGGGUUACUGAUAUGAGGCAUGUCAUAUGAUGAGUUCGCGGGUUAUCCAUAUGCAAACAGACUGAUGGCAUGAAACGGCUGUCAUGAGUCUAGUAUUCUCCUCUGUCACUCGCUUUCAAUCAUAGGGCUGCAUAGUGCUGGCUAAGCCUUGAUGGCAUCAGGUAGCUCGCACCUCGCAUGAAAUCAAACAAACAUUUCAGU